AUGGUAAGUAAUAUUUAAUAUUUGUAGAUGGUAGCUACGUAUAAUAAUAAAUUAUGUUAAUCACCUUAUAAUAAAAUAAUCAGUUAUAUUAAUCACCAUCAAAGUGCAUAUUCUUUCCAAUUUUUUAAUUGAAAAUUUAACGUUUACAACUAUAAUAUAUUUUCUAAACAUAAUAAAGUAUUUUCAGAAAUUGACAUGUCGAGAGGUAGUCUUUCUACUCGUUUUCGUAGUAGUAGUAGUGCUGGGAGCCAAACCUCACACACAUCCCAUGCAGGAACAUGUAAGUUGUUUAUCAUUAUCACUGUCUUGAUAUUUUUUGCCACAAUUACUGUCUAUUUUUCCAACUUUUCUUAUUAUGACAUUUUUCGUUCCAGGACCCAAACGCAGAAUUCAUCUGUAAAGGUCGCUUAGGAGAAGUGGCAGCCUGUCUUUGCAAUGACAGUGCUGAAGAGAUUGCUUGUGUGAAUGCUCAGUUUGUGGACGUUCACGUCUUCGAACAGAUCAACACACCGUACCCGGGGAUCAAGAAGGUCACCUUCCACGGUAACAACUUCCAAGACCUUCCAGAUGCUCCACUCUUCGGACCGUACAUCCACGAUGACUUGAGAGUGCUCAACAUCUCUGCCAACUACAUCGUCAACUUGAACUCGAAUGCGUUGAAAGGAGCUCCGAACAUCAGAGUCCUUGACUUGAGUAACAACGAGAUCGUACUCAAGAAGAACGACGUCGGCUUCUUGUCGCAUACUCCAAAGUUGACUCAUGUAGGUUCUUUCUUUAUCAGCUGAUUUUAGUGAUACGGAACUGGUUUUGAUACAGUAAUUGCUACUGCUGAUAGUAUUGCGUUGAUAACAUUUUAAUUUCAGUUACACCUUCGUCGUGCCUUCACGGCUUCUGUUAACAGAACGAUUCAGUUCAGCUUGAUGAUGCAGAUGUUCGAACAAGCAAACCUCAAGAAUCUGAAGGUAGGUAUCUUAUACUUUUUUACAGUUUUAGAAACCAUAUUGACAAUUCAUCAAAUCUUUAUAAUAUACAUACAUUACAAUAGUACUGUAAUACAUCUUUUUAGUACAUCGACUUGAGCUACAACUACCUGACCUCAGUACCGUACAACUUGCCCUGCCCAUUCCCAUCGUUGGCCGUUCUCGACUUCAGACAGAAUCUGCUCAAGAGUCUCCAGAUGAAUGUUUCGUGUCUGUCGAGCCUGGCCAACCUCGACUUGUCGCGUAAUCAUUUCCGGUUUUUGGACCAAAACUUUACUCGCAAGUUUGCCAAUUACAUGCCACCCCAGUCGAUUACUCUGCGGAAUUACUUUGACUGUGGCUGUAAUACCGAGUAUCUGGUCUGGUUACGGUCUACUAAUACGGUGGGUUUCUUACUGUAAUGGGUAGAGGCUUUACAGUAAAUAUUAAGAAAUACUUUAAUUACUGUAGUAAAAUGAUGCAGUAUUUAAUACCGUGCCUCCAAUAAUUACUGUGAAUCUUUAGGUACGAGAAAAGAAUAUACUGACGUGCCACCGUGCUUCGCCGAGCAGCUUCAACGGAGCCAAGCUGGUCGAGGUGCAGACCAACCUCCUGACCUGUCCCAAUGGGGACUACGAGAUGAACCUCGCCUCUCAGCUCAACUCACUGGUCGGCCUGAUCGCGGUCGUCUACUUGUUGUUAAUCUGA
Messenger RNA from Bursaphelenchus okinawaensis, 1667 nucleotides. NCBI's taxonomy places the organism in Eukaryota, Metazoa, Nematoda, Chromadorea, Rhabditida, Aphelenchoididae. The record is from the annotation of a GenBank genome assembly.